CUUGCAGACGACAUCUCUGCCUCAGAAAGCUGGCCGCGCGCCUCACUCUUCAUCAGCAGCCGUCAAAGGAAGAACAACAGAAAGCGGAAGAAGACCUCUCUCCCUCUCACUCGGCCAUUUCCCACACGUUUCGUCUCUUGAGUAAAAUGCCUCCGGCCAAGAAACCCGCGGCAACCAAGGCUGCCCCAGCCAAGGCCCCUGCAGCCGCUAAGGCCGCAGAUGGCAAGAAAGCUGACAAGCCCGCAGCCAAGGCUGAGAAGCCUGCCGCUGAGAAGCCCGCAGCUAAGGCGGAAAAGCCUGUGAAGGCUGACAAGCCCGCAGCCAAGCCCGCUGCUGUCAAAGCUGAGAAGCCUGUGAAGGCUGAGAAGCCUGCGGCACCCAAGGCUGAGGCCAAGCCUGAGGAGACCAAACCUGCUGAUGCUUCAGCUGUCAAGAAGGCUGCGGCACCGAAGGUUGCCAAGCCCAAGAAGGCCGACCCCAAGAAGGUUCCUGGUGGUGUGAAGAAGCCUCAGCCCAAGAAGAUGGUACUGAAGGGAAAGGCUGUUCAGAAGAAGACUAAGCUCGCUCUUAAGUUUUACUUGGACUGCACGAACCCUGUGGAAGAUAACAUCAUGGAUGUUACUAACUUUGAAAAGUACCUGCAGGAGAAAAUCAAGGUUAAUAACAAACUUAACAACUUUGGCACAUCCGUCAGCAUUGAGAGGCAAAAGAACAAGUUGUGCCUCAGUUCAUCUGUUCCCUUCAGUAAAAGGUACCUGAAGUACCUUGCUAAGAGGUACCUGAAGAAGAACAACCUCAGAGAUUGGCUGCGAGUUAUUGCCACAACUAAGGACACCUAUGAAUUGAGAUACUUCCAGAUCAACAGUCAAGAAGAUGAUGAUGACGACGAUAACGAAUAAGUGUUUAUCCUGUGUGUGGUUUUAUUUAGUAAAAUAAAUUUGGCCAUUCACACA
Messenger RNA from Thrips palmi, 953 nucleotides. It is a transcript of the gene RpL22, whose product is annotated as 60S ribosomal protein L22. NCBI's taxonomy places the organism in Eukaryota, Metazoa, Arthropoda, Insecta, Thysanoptera, Thripidae. Gene Ontology annotation, cellular component: ribosome. The coding region runs from base 147 to 899 and encodes 250 amino acids. The transcript has 5 exons. Gene Ontology annotation, biological process: cytoplasmic translation. Gene Ontology annotation, molecular function: structural constituent of ribosome; RNA binding. The record is from RefSeq and is a predicted model, not a curated record.